Lathyrus oleraceus (garden pea) is the source of this 876-nucleotide messenger RNA. RefSeq lists its product as uncharacterized. The record is from RefSeq and is a predicted model, not a curated record. The transcript has a single exon. Lineage: Eukaryota; Viridiplantae; Streptophyta; Magnoliopsida; Fabales; Fabaceae. Bases 1 to 876 code for a protein of 291 amino acids.
AUGGUCUUGACUUGGAUUCACAGAUCCAUCUCAGAAUCGAUUGCAAAGUCAGUAUUGUGGAUUGAAAGCGCAGCCAGUGUUUGGAAGAAUUUACAGCUCAGAUUCUCGCAAGGUGAUGUAUUCUGCAUUUCAGACAUCCAGGAAGAUCUAUACAAGUUUCCUCAAGGUACACUUGAUGUUUCCAAUUAUUUUACGCAAUUGAAAGUAAUGUGGGAUGAAUUAGAAAAUUAUAGACCGAUUCCUGCAUGUUGUUGUUCCAUUCCGUGUUCAUGUGGAGCCAUUGCUUCAAUUAGGAAGUACCGUGAGCAGGAUUACGUUAUUCGUUUCCUCAAAGGCUUGAAUAAGAAGUUUGCGCAUUCCAAAUCUCAGAUUAUGAUGAUGAAUCCGUUACCGGAUGUUGACAAAGCCUUUUCACUUGUUAUCCAACAAGAACGAGAGAUGAGCAGUGCAGGUUCUGUGAUUCCCAAUGGAAAUUCAAGUGAUGAAGUAACUGCUUUCCAGUUACACAUAACUUCAGGAAAUUCGAAUGGCAAGAGUGGUCAUAACAAUUACAAGGGCAAAGCUCAAGGACAGGGUGGAACACGAGGCCAAAACCGUGUCUGUACUCACUGCGGGAGAACCAAUCAUACAGUCGAGACCUGUUUCAUCAAACACGGUUAUCCACCUGGCUUUAAAGGGAAAGGUAAAUCUCAAAACAACACUACUCAAUACCAAUCUGCUGCUUCAGUUCUUGCAGGUACUGAUGAAUCACAACCCAGUUCUGGUUUUACUCAAGAGCAGUACAAUAGCAUCUUGGAAUUGAUUCAGCAAUCAAAAACCACACCAAAAGUCAACUCCAUAACCACUUCUCCCUUUGUCCUCAACUCCCACUCUUAA